ACUGUCACUCUCACGUGGAACAUAUUCCAUCAUAAGGAUGAUCGAUGAGAGAUCCCAAUCGGAAUGAUCAUCCUCGAUUUGGCGCGAUACUCGUAGAACGCGGAAAUCCCCGGUCGGUCGGGUGCAUCAAGUUUCGCGCGAUGGAUCUCAGAAUGUCCUAAACGGGAGAUCUCGCGCGACGUUGGACCAUCCGCGACGGGGAAAGGGAGAGAAAGAUCAGAGAAUCGUGCGAAGUAGAAAGAAACGUGGAGUCGAGUUGGUCGAGUACGCCACAAUACCGGAAGACCUACCUGAGGUGAUGCGGCCUGUCUCAUGCCCGCGCGAGUCGAAGAGGUGCGCGACGAAUCACGAAAUCAAGGUGUACGACAUCGGGGGCAUGGGACAACGGCUAGGCCAUGGUAGAGAUGGGUAGAGGGGACAUCGAGGCGAUGGAGGGAGUCGCAGGUUGCAGGGAGGUGUAAGGAGAUACCGACGAAGAAGUCCCAGAAGUUAUUAUGACGAUCAAACGGUCCGUAUUAUUGAUACAGAAGGGAGAAUAUGAUAAAGCAGAGCAAAUGCUACACUUAGCGUUACGCCAAGCACAAACCAUACAACAUUAUGAUGCUGUCACAUACAUCUAUGAUGUAAUGGCUAAUCUUGCUUUCGACACUGGAAAAUAUCGCAAAGCAGAACAAUUGUUCAUAUCAGUUUUGCAAAGGCUGAUGUCGAAUGGAGCUACAGAAGAUGAUAUGCGAAUAAUCCAUAUAAGCCUGAAAAUGGCCAAAGUAUUUGAACAUCUUGAUGAGCUAAAAAAAGCAGAGCUGGGUUAUAAAUUUUGUAUGAAAAAUUUGGAAUCGCACAUUGAAAAAGAUUCUGAUAAUAAAGAUGUUGUGUUGCUACAAGGUAUAACUUUUGAUUGGUAUGCACGAAUGUUACUUUCACAAUCUCGAUAUACCGAAGCUUUAAAUUAUCUCCUUCAAGCUUAUAAUAUAUGUAAAAAAAUAAAUGGUGAAGAACACGAACAAACUGUUGUUCUGCUUAAUGAUUUGGGAACAAUUUGUUGCAUACGAGAAGAAUAUGAUGAAGCUAUUAAAUAUUUGUCUACUGCAGCAAAAAUAGGGGAAAACUUACCUGAUAUGGUUGACUUGGGUUCAAUUCAUGUGAAUUUAGGAAAUGUGCUUCUAAAAAAAGGUUUAUAUGAUGAAGCUAAAAAAUCUUGUCAACAAGGAAGAAAAAUAGCUGAAAGUAAAGAAGACAAUGAUUCUUUGUUAGAAGCAAAUGAAUGUCUCAAGGAAGUAAAAAGAUUACUGUCGUUGUAAAUCCUUAUGAUUAUCUUAGUAGAUAGUUGUUAAAAAUAUAUAUGUUUAGAGAAGAUUUAGAGAAUUUGUAUUGUAAAUGUAUGUAGAAAAAUAUUUAAAGAAUUUUAAUGAUUGUAAUAAAGGUCUGAUGAAAUACAAUUUUUUAAAUAAAA
Messenger RNA from Atta colombica, 1450 nucleotides. It is a transcript of the gene Ttc19, whose product is annotated as tetratricopeptide repeat protein 19 homolog, mitochondrial. Lineage: Eukaryota; Metazoa; Arthropoda; Insecta; Hymenoptera; Formicidae. The transcript is spliced from 5 exons. The coding region runs from base 495 to 1298 and encodes 267 amino acids. Gene Ontology annotation, molecular function: protein binding. Gene Ontology annotation, cellular component: mitochondrial inner membrane. The record is from RefSeq and is a predicted model, not a curated record. Gene Ontology annotation, biological process: mitochondrial respiratory chain complex III assembly.